Messenger RNA from Penicillium oxalicum, 264 nucleotides. RefSeq lists its product as uncharacterized. Bases 1 to 264 code for a protein of 87 amino acids. The record is from RefSeq and is a predicted model, not a curated record. The transcript has a single exon. Lineage: Eukaryota; Fungi; Ascomycota; Eurotiomycetes; Eurotiales; Aspergillaceae.
AUGGGCCAAGGUUCAAAGCGUCGCCAACGAAAACAGUCCCAUCGCGAAAUAAACCAACACCGCAGUCCAAACAAUCAAGACAAAUCCAUGCAGAGAAAGCCGGUGGUGAAAAUGCAGAAUCAAAUUCCAACCCGCCAGCUCCAGAACCCCGUUCCAGACAUCCCCACCAGAUCGUCCCAGCCCAGCCAGGGAAAAUCUCUGAAACCGCAGAGCGCAGAUGUGCAAUCAGGCGGGAACACGAGAGAGAGAGAGAGAAAAAAAUAA